Cygnus olor (mute swan) is the source of this 2439-nucleotide messenger RNA. RefSeq names its product FERM domain containing kindlin 1 (gene FERMT1). NCBI's taxonomy places the organism in Eukaryota, Metazoa, Chordata, Aves, Anseriformes, Anatidae. Gene Ontology annotation, biological process: integrin-mediated signaling pathway; cell-matrix adhesion. Gene Ontology annotation, molecular function: integrin binding. The record is from RefSeq and is a predicted model, not a curated record. Gene Ontology annotation, cellular component: focal adhesion.
GCAGGGCAGGGCAGGGCAGGGCAGGGCAAGGAAGCGAAGGGCAGAACAGAGCGCGGCUCUGCGCCCCCGGGCUGCUUGCCGCGGCAGAGGGCGGGAGCGGAGCGGCUCCCUCAGCAACACAGCCCCCGGGGCCCCGCUGCGGUGCGGGGUAGGGCCGGGCAUUUCGCUCCUCCUCCUCCUCCCGUCCCCGAGCUGCCAGGCGGAGGCGAAGGGAGCAGGAACCGGGCGGGAGGCGAGGGACGGCCCGACUCGGAGCGAGCGAGUGAAGCUUACGCAGAUCUUUGGAAAAUGACUUCCUCAGGUGCAUAUGGGUCUAACUCCUGGGAGCUCUUGGUGUCAGUUGAUCACCAGUAUGAAGAGGAGCAAAAAGAAUUUACACUACGGGUCACAGGCGACCUUCAUAUUGGAGGAGUGAUGCUGAAAUUAGUAGAACAGAUCAAAAUGCCCCAAGAUUGGUCAGACUAUGCUCUUUGGUGGGAGCAAAAAAAAUGCUGGCUUCUGAAAACCCACUGGACUCUUGAUAAAUGUGGGGUGCAGGCAGAUGCUAAGCUGCUCUUUACUACUCAGCACAAAAUGCUGCGGCUUCGCUUGCCAAACAUGAAGACCGUGAGACUGAAAGUCAGCUUUUCUUCUGUGGUGUUCAAAGCUGUCAGUGACAUCUGCAAAAUCCUCAAUAUCAGACGGUCAGAAGAACUCUCUUUGCUGAAGCAGUCAGAAGAUACAAUUAGAAAGAAGAAGAAAAAAGACAAGAACAACAAAGAACCUGUUACAGAAGAUAUUUUAAACUUGUGCAACUCUCCAGCGAGUUCUGGAUUAUCAGCAAGUCCAGGUUUAUAUAGUAAAACCAUGACGCCCACGUAUGAUCCCAUCAGUGGGACACCAGCUUCUUCUACGGUCACUUGGUUCAGUGACAGUCCCUUGACUGAGCAGAACUGCAACGUCCUUGCCUUCAGUCAUCCCAUCUGUUCUCCAGAAACACUAGCGGAGAUGUACCAGCCUCGGACAUUAGCUGACAAAGCUAGACUCAAUGCAGGCUGGCUAGAUUCAUCCCGAUCACUUAUGGAACAAGGCAUUCUGGAGGAUGAUCAGCUUCUUCUACGCUUUAAAUAUUACACUUUCUUUGAUUUGAAUCCAAAAUAUGACGCAGUGCGGAUAAACCAAAUAUAUGAGCAAGCCCGCUGGGCUAUCCUGUUAGAAGAAGUUGACUGCACAGAGGAAGAAAUGCUGAUCUUUGCUGCACUACAGUACCAUGUAAGCAAGUUAUCAUCAUCAUCAGAGACACAAAAUUUCACUGGUGAAUCAGAAGUAGAUGAAAUAGAAGCUGCGCUUUCUAAUCUGGAAGUGGCACUGGAAGGGGGAAAGACAAGUAACAUUUUGGAGGACAUCACAGACAUCCCGAAACUUGCUGAUUAUCUCAGGCUAGUUAGGCCCAGGAAGCUGUCAAUCAAAUCUAUCAAGCCAUACUGGUUUGUUUUUAAAGAUACUUCUGUAUCUUUUAAAAACACAGAAUCUGCACAGGGAGAACCGAUUGAGAAACUAAACCUAAAAGGAUGUGAAGUUGUACCAGAUGUAAAUGUUGCAGCAAAGAAGUUUGGAAUCAAAUUAUUAAUUCCUGUUGCUGAUGGCUGAAUGAAUAUAUUUAAAUGUGAUAAUGAGAAUCAAUAUGCUCGGUGGAUGGCUGCUUGUGUUCUGGCCUCAAAAGGCAAAACAAUGGCUGAUAGCUCUUACCAUCCUGAGGUCCACAAGAUCCUUUCAUUUCUAAAGAUGAAGAACUGGACUAUGUCACCCCAGGCUGUCUCUGAUCCGGAAAACAUAGAUAAACCAGAAUGCUUCGUCUCAUUACGUUACACAAAAAAAUACAAGUCCAAGCAGUUGGCUGCUCGUAUUCUGGAAGCUCACCAAAAUGUGUCCCAGAUGUCCCUAGUGGAGGCCAAGCUGCGUUUUAUUCAGGCAUGGCAGUCCCUUCCUGAGUUUGGCUUGUCCUACUACAUUGUAAGGUUUAAAGGAAGCAAGAAGGAUGAUGUGCUCGGGGUGUCCUAUAACAGGCUGAUAAGAAUAGAUAUAGCCACAGGAGACCCUAUCACAACAUGGAGGUUCUCCAACAUGAAGCAGUGGAAUGUGAACUGGGAAAUACGCCAGGUUGCAAUUGAAUUUGAUCAGAAUGUGUCUAUCGCCUUCACAUGCCUGAGUGCAGACUGCAAAAUCAUCCACGAGUACAUCGGGGGCUACAUCUUCUUGUCAACCCGCUCCAAAGACCACAAUGAAACACUGGAUGAGGAACUGUUCCAUAAACUAACUGGAGGUCAGGAAUGAGGCAAACUCUUUCCCUUCUGCUGGCACAGAUUAAGAGGACAAGGGAUUAUACAAUAAUCUUCAUACCAUAGUUAUUGUAUAAUCUCUUUGUUUAUUACUGACAAAUAAAUACACUAUAUGUGUCAA